Messenger RNA from Amphiprion ocellaris (clown anemonefish), 4445 nucleotides. It is a transcript of the gene exoc3l2b, whose product is annotated as exocyst complex component 3-like 2b. NCBI's taxonomy places the organism in Eukaryota, Metazoa, Chordata, Actinopteri, Pomacentridae. The transcript has 16 exons. Bases 345 to 2942 code for a protein of 865 amino acids. Gene Ontology annotation, biological process: exocyst localization; exocytosis. Gene Ontology annotation, cellular component: exocyst. Gene Ontology annotation, molecular function: SNARE binding. The record is from RefSeq and is a predicted model, not a curated record.
CCGUCCAGAGCUCCGCUUCGAUCACCGACAGCUGCUGAAGCCUCAGUCCGACCGUCGGACGCUGCAGCCCGGAUUCAGAUCUGAGUUUGUCCCGCUGAUCCGCAGCCAUGAGUCCCAAGAGACGACAGUCGGACUGAAGCUCUGCUGGAUGGAUAAACGGAGAAAUAAAAGAAUGAAUGAAUGGAUCAACUCUGUUCCUCCAUGAUGCAGAAUAAACUCCUCCUGCUGAUUCUGACACUUUAACUUCCUGUUGAACAGAAAAAUGAACUUUAGUCUGAACUCUGAUGAACCAAACUGAUGACAUCACUCCAACCGCUGCCUCUGAUUGAUCCCCCCCCUCCAUCAUGCCCAUCCUCAAGAACCUCCCGGUGCGUCUGAAAGGCGGUCCGACCCUUGAGAACGCUCUGAUCCUGCGCAGGAUGAGCCUGAACAUCACCCCCCACCACCACCACAACCCCUUCGACCAUGACGACGGCCACGGCAACCACUGGUCGCCGGGCAGCUCGCUGCUGGACGGCGACGUUCCACGGGACCGAAACCCGUUCGAGGACGAGGAGGACGAGAACGAGGCAAAUGAGGGGAAGAAGGGCAGCGGGGGAGGAGGAGGAGGGUCCGUGAAGGGAUCCUUAAAGUUCAAGUCGCCAUUCAAGACUCUGGGAAAGCUGAGCAAGAACCUGAGAGAGUCGGUGCGGAGCAAAGGAAGUGACACACCCUCCCCACAGGGAACACCCUCACCUGGAGAGAAGAAGAAGAGAGGGAGGCGGAGCUCGGAGGGAAGUCUGCUCAGAUUUGCAGGGAAAUACCGCGACACCCUCGGAUCCCGUAAGGACUCGCUCCUCAACGGGGAGCUCAAUUGUUCGGAGAGCGAGUGCGACUCGACCAGCCGCCGUGUGUCCUUCAUGAAGAUGGUGGGUCUGGGCAAGAAGAAGGAGUCCACGGCCGACCACUCGUCACAGAGCCCCGAGGACCAGCCAGUGCAGGAGGAGGUGGUGGAGGUGGUCAAACCCAGAGAGCCGCUGUCAGUCCUGGAGAUCCUGCAGCUGGUGAAGAACCGCGACCUGCUGCUGGCCGACGUCCACAUCCUGGAGCUGGAGCAGGAGUGCAGCGAGGCGGACCGAGGCGGCGCCGCCCAGCCGGAGGACGGCGCCGGGCCCAGCGGGAAGGACGGCGGCAGGAAGGCCAAAGACGUGGAGCUGCUGUACGAGGAGCUGCAGAAGGAGCUGUGGGCCGUCGUCAGGGAGUCGCUGAGGUCUCCCACCGCCGGACCCAACCUGGGCCUGGUGGUUCAGGUUCUGCAGCAGGAGGAAGAAGCUGAUAGGAUCUGGGCCGUCAGCGAGGAUGCAUCCCCCGGUGGCCCGAGGCCUCGGCAGCUGAAGCAGCGCUGGAAGGAGGCGGUGGAGGAGGUGGCCGACGGUUCGCUGCCUCAGAGAGCUGAGUUCACUGCCGGAGAGCUGGACGGAUACCUGGACCGACUCCGAGCCCGAGUGGUGGAGGACCUGGGGGCCGCCAAGAGGAAUGUGGUGUCCAUCUACCCCCAAGAGUACCAGUCCUUCCAGGUGUACGUUCAGAGCUACCACCAGGCCGUUGCCAAGCGACUGAAGGCGAUCACAGACAACCAGCUGGAGAUCACUGACAUCUACUCACUGCUGGACUGGCUGCACAACAUUUACAACAGAGAUGUCCUGGGGACGGUUUGCAUCACGAGUCCGUUCAGUCGCUCUGAACUCAGUCCUCUGCUGCCGUCAGAAACCGUCGACCGUCUGGAGCUCGACUGUCUGAACUCGGUCCGGGCUAAAGUGACCACGGAGCUCAGUCAGGUGCUGGACGAGGAGGAGAAGAGGUGGAUGGAGACGCUGCACAUCGAGGAGUUCCACAUCACUCUGGCCACCACCGUCAUACAGCGGCUGCAGGUGGAUCUGAAGCGUUCUGCCUCCAUCAACAGGAGUUUGGGCUCCAGAGUGGCUCAGUGCAGCCUCAACGGACUCGCCGACUUCCUGUACAGCUUCCAGCGUAAAGUGGAGAUGUUCCAUGAGGGGAUGCAGAACGGGAUGUUCGGAGACAACGAGGACGGAUACGUCUCUAAAACCAUUGCAUUGGUCAACUGCUGUCCUCCGUUCAGGGGUUUUGUGCAGCGCUGUGCUCAGUGCGAUCCGUCGGUCAGCGAAGAUUCUUUACGUCGAGCCAACAAGUGUCUGGAUCACAUCGUCCAGCAGGGAGUCAGAGUUCUGUCAGAACGCCUCUACCUGCACAUCAGGCCAUUCUUCGAGCGUCUUGUCAAGAGGAAGUGGUUGAACAACACAGAGGCGUAUGAGCAGAUCGAAGCUGUGGUCAAAGAGGACUUUAAGAAGUACCGCCGGAUGGACAGUCCUCCGUACCAGUUGCUGGUGGCCGAGGUUCACCGCCGGGUGGUGAUGGAGUAUCUGCGAUCGGUGAUGAGGGGACGGAUCAUCUGCACCUCCAUGAAGAUGAGGAAGAGGAUGGCCGGCCGGUUGAGAGACGAAGGACGACAGAUCAAAGUCCUCUUUGAAGACCUGGAGUCUGAGUUCAGCUGGUUGGACAGCGCUUUGCCCCACAUCUCUGAGAUCAUCCAGCUGGAGGACGUUCCCUCCAUCCAGGUGGAGGUCGGAGUUCUGGUCCGAGAGUUUCCAGACGUCAGGAAGAAGCAUGUGUCGGCCAUUCUGAACAUUCGGGGGACGACCCGGCAGACGGAGCGUCAGGAGAUCCUCAACAUCGUGAAGGACAUCGAGAGCAGCGAUGGCGGAGCGAUGCUGUUGUCCCGGGACCGAGCCCUGUUCGCCGAGGUCCCGGUCACCUCCGAGGUCCACUGCCUGAACGUGGGCCUGAGCCGGAUCGCCCUCACCGCCUCGUCCUGCUUCAGCACCAUGAGACCAAGACGCAAAACCAGGACGCCGGUCCAGGAGAACCUGGAAGAGGUUCUCUGAACGGAGUCCAGCUUCAGUCCCAGUCUGAGCCAAGGUGGUUUUUAUUCUUAAUUUAACUCCGUUUUCUAGUUUCAGCUGAUUUUUAACAACUAAACCGACUGAACUCCGUCUGGCAUUAAAACAACAUCGACUCUCCCAAAGACUGAACCGAGAAGAUCUAUCUGACCAAUCCUGAUGCAGCGCUGAUGUUGUUGUUGCUCUAAUUUUGGAUUUUGAUCAGAUGGAAGUUAACAUUACUAAUUCUUGCUGCAGUUCUUCAGAUCCAGCUGACGGAAGCUGAUUGUAUUUCUACAUUCUCUGAAGUUUCUUUGAUCCACAGAGACCAGUUCAGCCUCACUGAAGGGAAUCGUUCAGGUGGAAAUUUGAGAAACAAAAUAACUUUUUUCCGAAGUUUGUUGUGUUUGAGAAACAAAAGGAGGUGAAAAUGGACUCAGACUAACUUUUAAUCUUCUCGACUCUUGAAGCAGAAAGUUAACAUUGCAGGAUCCUGAUUGAAAAAGAUGUUGGUGGUUGAGGAUGAAACUGGACUGAAGCCGUCUCUUCUGUCGGCUGCUGGGCGUUGAGCUGGACGGCCGAGAGUAGAAAACGGUUGACGGGACGGUCAAGAGUUUCCACGAAACAUCGAAAAAAACAGUUCUGGAGCCAUUUUUCGUUGACAGAUUGGAACGAAAUCAUAAAAUGUCCAUGUUCGGAUGGAAAACCGUUUAUUUUUCACCUGGAAACUAAAGAUUCAACCAAGUGUUUUUUGGUUUCGCAAAGACGGAAGCUGCUCUGACACUAACUGCUGCUAAAACCAAGACGUCAGUCAGUCAAGAGAGUCCCAACAGAAAACCACCUUAAAGUCCACUGACCUCCUCCUGAAAUGGACUUUCACUUCGAUGUCGGGUUUUUUUUCCUGCAGGACGUGGAGCUGAGAGGCACUUUAUUCAGGACCGAUAAAAGGCAGCCAGUUCUGUGGCUGUAGUCUGGGUUCUUUCUGGGGGUCUCAGUAGUUUCAGACAAUGUUUAAUGUGUUCAAAUGGAAGUGGAGUUUGGUUUGUGGAGAGUUUUAUUGUUGCACAAGAGAAAAAAAAGAAAAUGUAAUCAAAGGUACUAGACGUUAAUCUGAGUCUCGGUUGGUUUACUGAGUAUUUAAAGCAGUGAUUUUAGUUCAGGUGUGAUGAGUUUUAUUCUAAACACUCUUAGUUCAGUUCUUUUCCUCAGAAUAUCUGGUGUUGAUUUAAACUAAAGAUAUAAAAGAUAUAUUUUAAUGGUUUUAUUCUGCCUCUCCUCACAUUUCAGCAUUUAGUGGUGUUGCAUGUUUUAGCUCAUAACCUGCAGAUAAAGAGUUCCAUUUAAUUCCUGGUUGAUGGUUUAGUUCCUGAUUGGUUUGUUUGAAAACUGUUUCCUCUUUUAUUUCAGAUCUGCUUCUUUAGUUCCAUUAGUUCUGUUGUAAAUGUGGAUGUAUGUAAUGAAUCUGUACAGAAAUCGGCUCGAAAUGACAAUAAAACACAUCAGAUCGAC